AUGAUGCAUUAUCAACGUCGGAAUGAAGUGUUAGAGACAGCAGAAGAAGCAGCAGCAGCAGCAGAAGAAGAAGCAGAAGCAGAAGAAGUAACGAGUCCACAGGAAGAAAUUGAUCUUACUGUCUCAUCCUCAUCUGAAGAUGAAGAUUAUGAACCCAAUGCAAUUGGAGACAGUGAUGAUGUUAUUGAAAUUAUUGAACCGUUGCAGACAUUAGUAAACGCUUCUCAGCCGACGUCUUUGCGUCGGAAACGACGUCGAUCAGGAGUGACUGCAAGUGAAAACGUCGUUUUGGAACCUAAACGUCAGCACGCCAUGGACAUGAUGCAAAGUGUUGAAUCGACGGAUGUUGGAAUGCGUAACAGCGAGAUGUUGCAGAAAUUUAAGAAUGAACUCAAGUGCACCAUUUGUCUCGAUGUGAUGGACGACAUAACUUCUACGAUAUGUGGUCAUAUUUUUUGCGCUGGAUGUAUCCGCCAAGCGAUUCGUGCCAAUGGAAAAUGUCCGCUGUGUCAGCGUCGUUUGCAUCUCAAGGACAUUCAUCCACUCUUUUUUUAG
Molecule: messenger RNA, 555 nt
Organism: Peronospora belbahrii
Lineage: Eukaryota; Oomycota; Peronosporomycetes; Peronosporales; Peronosporaceae
Source: the annotation of a GenBank genome assembly